AUGCAGCUCACUCUUCUCGCAUCCCUCGCUGUCAUUUGCAGCUCUGCUUUCGCUGCCCCUGUUGACAGUCGCUCUCCUGAAUUGGUUGAUGUCUUGGCCUAUGUGGAGGAUGUCGCGAACUACGACACUGUGAACAUCCUCACCAAGCGUCAAUCCUUGGCUGAUGUGGCCGCCUACGUGGAGGAUGUUGCGAACUACGACACUGUGAACGUCCUCACCAAGCGUCAAUCCUUGGUUGAUGUGGCCGCCUACGUGGAGGAUGUUGCGAACUACGACACUGUGAACGUCCUCACCAAGCGUCAAUCCUUGGCUGAUGUGGCCGCCUAUGUGGAGGAUGUGGCGAACUACGCAACUGUGAAUGUCCUCACCAAGCGUCAAUCCUUGGCUGAUGUGGCCGCCUAUGUGGAGGAUGUCGCGAACUACGACACUGUGAACGUCCUCACCCGCCAGGCGUCCAUAGCCGACGUAUUUGCUGACGUCGAUUAUGUUUUGGACGACGCAACCGUGAACGUUCUCACCAAGCUUGUUGACGAUGUUCUCAACAAUGCUGUUGUCAACAUCCUCACCUAA
Suillus plorans is the source of this 570-nucleotide messenger RNA. RefSeq lists its product as uncharacterized. The transcript has 8 exons. The record is from RefSeq and is a predicted model, not a curated record. The coding region runs from base 1 to 570 and encodes 189 amino acids. Lineage: Eukaryota; Fungi; Basidiomycota; Agaricomycetes; Boletales; Suillaceae.